Messenger RNA from Nicotiana tabacum (common tobacco), 645 nucleotides. Lineage: Eukaryota; Viridiplantae; Streptophyta; Magnoliopsida; Solanales; Solanaceae. The record is from RefSeq and is a predicted model, not a curated record.
AUGUCGACCUGGAAGCUCCCUCUUCUCCUCCUCGGCCUCUCUCUCCUCGCCGUCUCCGCCACCGGCCGACCCUGCAAUACCAUCUUCUUCUUCACCUCCACCUCCUAUUACCCCAUUCCCGCAUCAACCCAUCCUUCUAACUCUAACCGUAACCCUAAUUUUUCGCUCCAAUACACUCCCCUGAAUUCUCCCCGAUUCCUAACUUUCUUCUUCACCACAUCCAAUCCCUUCAACGGAGACAGCAAAGCCCGAUUCAACAAAUUUCUCGGUGAUCGCAACGCUGUUUUCGUCGACCGUAUCGGCGGCGAAGAAGAAGAAAAUCAGCUCGUAGAAAGAGAAGAAGAAGAUGUAUCGAAGCCGAUGGAGUUUUACUCGGCCGUCAAAAGCUCGAUUCGUGACCGAUCAAAGGAUAUCAUGAGGGUUAUGGGAGCGAUGCUUUUUGGGGCUGGUUGUGGCGCUUUAACUGCUGCCAUGAUGUACCUGAUCCGGUCUCUGUUCUGGCCCACCGCUUUUGAUUUUGAGGAGGAUUCCGACGAUGAUGAUUUCGAUGAUGACGUUAGCCCUAAAAAGUUGGGAGGAUACGUGAUUCUUCCUACUAAGGUUGUCGAUGAUGAUCUGAAGAAGCCGGCUAAGGAGGUGGUUUGA